Molecule: messenger RNA, 920 nt
Organism: Prorocentrum cordatum
Lineage: Eukaryota; Dinophyceae; Prorocentrales; Prorocentraceae
Source: the annotation of a GenBank genome assembly
GAGGCCGCGUGCAGCCCAGGCUACGCCAACCCCGAGCGCUGCGGGUCCUGCUCCAGGUGCGCGCCGGGCAGGUACGCGCACGACCGGGGGGCGCACAGCUGCAAGUGCGCGGCCAAGGGGCACUACGCCACGUCCGACGGCAUCCGCGAGCUCGAGUGCGAGCCGGGCCACUACCAGGGCUCCACCUGCGGCUCGGUGUGCCUGAAGUGCGAGCUCGGCAAGUAUGCGUUCACCAGCGGGCACCACGACUGCCAGUGCGCGCCCAAGGGGCACUCCGUGAGCCGCGACGGCACCACGCUGAUCGAGUGCGGGCCCGGGUUCUACGCGGACGAGGACAGGGCUGGACCCGAACGCCGGCGUGUCCGCCCGGACGGUAUUCCAACGCGUCGGUCAGCUCCGGCUGCCACCCCGUGCCGGCUGGGGCAUACCAAGACCUGGCGCACCAGGUCUCCUACAAGCGUUGCGAGCCGGGCAGCUACAGCCGAGAGGAGGGGUGCGCCACGUGCGCGUCGUGCUCGUUGUCCUACUUCUCCGGCGUGGGCAGCACCGCGUGCGAGUCGUGCUUCAGACUGAGCUUCGCCAUGGACCACGCGCACACCCAGUGGAGCGGGCAGUGCGCUGGCAAGCUGAUCGCCCUGGCCUGCUCCCUGGUCGGCUGCCUCGUCUGCUUCAGGUGCGGGUGCAUCGGGCAGGUGCAGCAGAUGCGGCAGAAGGCCGCCUUCCGCAGGGAGAUGCACCAGCUGCAGGUGUCCCAGCUGGAGCUGCAGAUGCGGGCGGCGGGCGCGGCCGGGGUCCCGCUGGAGGGCGGCGCGGCCGCCGCGGAGCGCGCCCGCGGGGGCGCCCUCGGCCCGUGACGCCUCGGGGCGCCGCGGGGGCGCGCCUCGGCCCGAAGGCGGAGGCCCCGUGGCGCAGGGGAGCAG